AUGGUUUUUACUUUCAACUUAGGUUUCCCUCGUAUGGGUGCUAACCGUGGGUUAAAACGUCUUGUUGAAAAUUUCUGGUCUGGAAAAGUUGACGAAAACGCUCUUCUUACUGAUGCGAAGAAACUUCGUGAAGAACAUUGGCUCCUUCAAAAGAAUGCUGGUCUUGAUCACAUUCCUUCUAAUGAUUUUUCCUUCUAUGACCAAGUGGUUGAUCACUCCUAUGCUUUUGGUGUCAUUCCUGCACGUUACAAGAACCUCAACCCUGGUCUUGAAACUUAUUUCGCCAUGUGUAGAGGUCUUCAAAAACCGGGAGUUGAUGUUGCUGCUUGCGAAAUGAAGAAAUGGUUCGACACCAAUUACCAUUACAUUGUUCCUGAAUUUGAACCAAACCAACAAUUCACUCUCAACUCAACAAAAGUUAUCGAUGAAUACAAAGAGGCUAAAGCUUUAGGUAUUCAAACUCACCCUGUCAUCUUGGGUCCAGUCUCUUAUUUGAUACUUGGAAAGCCUACAAAGGAUGCUCCUCAAGGAUUUAAACCAAUUCAGUUAUUGGAUAGUCUUCUUUUAUUAUACGAGGAACUAUUAUCUAAAUUGGUCAGUGCUGGAGUUACAUGGAUUCAAAUUGAUGAACCAUGCCUAGUUCUUGACCUCCCGUCUACCAUCAAGAACGAAUAUGUUUCUGCUUAUAAUGUGCUUACUAAGGUGUCUCCUCAGCUGAAAAUUAUGAUUACAACAUAUUUCGACCGCAUUGGUAACAACCUUGACUUCAUUAUCGAUACUCCCAUAAAUGCAAUUCACAUUGAUCUAAUUCGUGCCCCUGGUCAGUUGGAAUCAAUUCUGAGGCGCCUGCCUGCAAAGGUUUCUCUGUCUCUUGGUUUGGUCAGUGGACGCGACAUUUGGAAGACCAAUUUAGAAGUUGCUUUGGUGGAAGCUCAGAAAGCUAUUGAUGUCCUUGGUUCUGAGCGUGUUUUCAUAGCACCAUCCUGUUCUCUUUUGCACACCCCUCAUUCUAUUCAAAACGAAAAGAAAAUGGAUUCUGAAAUUUUGAAUUGGUUAUCUUUUGCUGUUGAAAAGAUUAAGGAAAUAGUAAUUAUCUCUAAAGCAUUGAAUAAUGGUGUUCAAUCGGUUCAGAUAGAGCUUGAAGCUAACCGUAAAUCUCAUCGAAAAUCAGCUCGUACUCAGAAUCCCAUUGUGCAGCAGAAAAUGAAGACCCUCGCCCCUGAUAUGUUCAGGCGCAAGUCUCCUUUUCAUGAAAGGCAACUUAGCCAACGAAAAAAAUCAAGUCUUCCUCUCUUCCCAACGACCACCGUUGGAUCUCUUCCCCAAACAAAAGAAGUUCGUUCUAUCCGUGCUAAGCUUAAGAAAGGUGAAAUAAAUCAAACUCAAUAUGACAAUUUCAUCAAGAAAGAAAUCGAAAAAUGCGUUCACUUCCAAGAAGAAAUUGGCAUAGAUGUCCUUGUACAUGGAGAAUUCGAACGUAAUGACAUGGUGGAAUUCUUUGGUUAUGUCAUUAGUGAAAACGGUUGGGUUCAAUCAUAUGGAUCACGUUGUACUAAGCCACCCAUCAUCUUUGGAGAUAUAUCUAGACCAAAACCUAUGACUGUAGAAAUUAUUAAAUAUGCUCAAUCCUUAACCGACAAACCCAUGAAAGGCAUGUUAACUGGACCAAUUACUAUGCUUCAGUGGUCCUUCGUCCGUGAUGAUCAGCCCCGCAAGGACACUGCAUUUCAAUUGGCUCUUGCCAUUCGCGAAGAAGUACACGAUCUCGAAGCUGCUGGCAUUUCUGUGAUUCAGAUUGACGAGCCUGCUAUUCGUGAAGGAUUACCUCUCCGUAAAGAAGAUUGGAAUGUAUAUCUCAAUUGGGCAGUUGAUGCUUUCCUUCUUUCUAGUACUGGCGUUGAUUGUUCCACUCAAAUUCACACCCACAUGUGCUAUUCGGACUUCAACGAUAUCAUCGAAGCCAUUCAACGUUUGGAUGCCGAUGUAAUUACUAUUGAAAAUUCUAGGUCCGACUUGAAACUCCUGAAUGCAUUUGAGGAGCAUGAAUACACCGCUGAGAUUGGUCCAGGUCUCUAUGAUAUUCAUUCUCCACGUAUUCCUACAAAAGAAGAAUUGAAAACGCGCCUGCACGCAAUCUUCAAAUAUAUUCCUAAGAAUCUCAUCUGGGUGAAUCCUGACUGUGGCUUAAAGACUCGUGGAUGGCCUGAGGUCGAAGCAGCACUGAAGAACAUGACGGAUGUCGCGAAGGAAUUCCGUGCAAUCGAGGCUAAAUAA
Molecule: messenger RNA, 2274 nt
Organism: Diversispora eburnea
Lineage: Eukaryota; Fungi; Glomeromycota; Glomeromycetes; Diversisporales; Diversisporaceae
Source: the annotation of a GenBank genome assembly